ACCAACUCUGCGAUAAUGAUUCUAAAGUUCGCGCUUGUUCUUUUUUUCGUCGCAGCCGUUGCUUCCGAUGCGGCUUUUUUCAAGGACAUGGUGCCGCGGAUAAAGUGCAAAUGCGUCAAAGUACGGGACUGUGCAGUGCAUAGAAAUAAUUUGAAACUAGCCAAUCAAGGAUCAGAUGGAGUUUAUUACGCGAAUUUUCUCUUUGAGUUGACCUGUGGUUUUAUCAAAAACGAUCCCUACGUCUGUUGUCCGAUUAAUAAUGCCAAUACUGAAGUGAAGAACUGGUAUAAAUUUUACAUGGCAAAAAUGUACAAAAUAAUUAUUAAAUAAUAAAAGGUGUACUGUUUCGAUCGAUUGUGUUUAUGGGUGUGUCACAAAUGUAAAAAAAAAA
This is a messenger RNA of Copidosoma floridanum, 391 nucleotides long. RefSeq lists its product as uncharacterized. The record is from RefSeq and is a predicted model, not a curated record. NCBI's taxonomy places the organism in Eukaryota, Metazoa, Arthropoda, Insecta, Hymenoptera, Encyrtidae.